UUUUUCUUAUGAUAAUAUGUUUGAAGGAAAAAAAAAACAAUUAUGGUGGUGUAGUGAGCGUGAUGCACGGGGUCUCAUUUGCUCCGCGCUGGGCGGUUGUUGAGCUGCAUCCCCUUGGCAUCCUUCCGUGGCUGCAGAGGACUCCGGUAGCUCAUUGCUGGGGAAGGGACGGGCGGCGAAGAAGCCUCCGUGCGUACCUGGUGUCCCGUGACCAGCCCCACCUCUCUUUCGGGCUUUGGGGAUUCAUUCCCUUUCGGGCCUGCCCUGUAGUUCGCAAUGCAGAGAGGAAGCACAUGGGACUGGAACGCUGUCAGCGCUGCCUUGUGUUUUCCUACCUCUGAGAAUUUGAGGAAUAACCCCGACUUUAAAUAGUUGGCGAUGUUACCUCGGGCCAAAGUUCCGGGUCUGCAGCGAGUGCCGUAGCCGAGCGCUUUGGCUGUGCAGCCGCAGACUCCCGUCCUCGCCCGUGUCUCUGCUCCCGCAGCUUUCGCUUUCGCGGGGCAAAGUCCCGGCCGCCCGGGACAUGGAGGGACGCGCGCUCCCGCCCGGCCCCGCCCGCGGGGGCCGAGGGACGCGGGGCCGGGGUCGGGCCGGGGGCCGGGGCCGGGGCCGGGCUGCAGAGCGACUGCCCCGGGACCCGCAUCCCGGGCCGGCCCCGACCCCGCGCCCCGCCGGGCCCGGCCCCGCGGCCGUGGACGAGCGGCUGCUGCAGGCCCUGGGGGGGCUGAGCCUGCGGCCCCCGCGGGGCGGCGGCGGCGGGAGGCUGGUGCUGCUGCGGGGGCUGCCCGGCGCCGGCAAGAGCACCCUGGCCAGACAGCUGAAACGUGACUACCCCAGUGCUGUAGUCCUUAGUACUGAUGACUUCUUUCUUGAAAAUGGUGUCUACGUCUUUGAGCCUGACUUCCUAGAGGAUGCACACAAGUGGAACCAGAAAAGAGCACGCAAAGCAAUGAAGAAUGGGAAAAGCCCGGUUAUUAUUGACAAUACCAACAUCCAUGCUUGGGAAAUGAAGCCGUAUGUGAUGAUGGUAGGGGAAGCUCCAGUUUAUUAUAUGCCUAGCCAUGACAUCUACAAGGCACAUGAAAACAGAUAUGAAGUUACAUUCCAAGAACCGGAUACACCCUGGAAGUUCAAUGUUCAAGAACUGACAAGAAGAAACAUUCAUCACGUCCCUCGGGAAAAGAUACAGCGGAUGAAAGAACAAUACGAGCACAAUGUUACCUUCCACAGUGUUCUCCGCUCUGAAAAACCAUGCAGGGAUGAGGGAAGCCACAGUGGAGCACGUGCAGCUCCCCAUCCACCCCACCUUUCUGCCUUCCCAAGGAGGAGACCUGGCACGGCACGUACAAAUGUGACAUUUAACUGAAGAUGUGCAUUCCUCGGCGUUUUAAUUGUCAGGGUACAAGAGUCUCUGGUUUUACAUUUUUUUCUUAACUGUUUUUAUUCCUGUUUUUCUACUACAUAUCUAAAUUGUUUUUAUUUCUUACAAAACUUUAAAUGGCAUUGGACUGUGAUCCCACAGCUCUACAGGACCACUGUAAGAGCACUGUACCCAGUACAAACUGCACUCCCUCUCAUCCCUCUUCCUCCCUGAAAACCCAUCCAGGCAUAUGUCAGAUGUACUGGCUCUACCACAUGCCACAUUUCGGGUGUUCUUUCCUGCAUCACAGUCUGACGCUAGCAAUAAACAUUCCUAACUUAUUUCUGUCUUAAGGCCAUUGUGGCCAACUCUUUCCCCACACAACUGGCAUUUCUUGCCAUUUUAAUGCCUUAUAUCUGACAGUAUAAACUUUUUGUAUCUACUACCUUGCCUGCAGCAUUAUUGUAACUUUCAGAGGCAGUGAAUGAUGGCAAAGUAGCUCAACAGAUUGUUGAUUUGAUGCUGUUCCCUCUCUCCACUGACUGGAUUCAUGCUGGUCUUACCUCACACACAAUCAGCUUCUUGAGCCUGGAAGCAAAACACUUCAACAGAGCAAACUCAGCUCUUCAUCCUGCCAAGACACAGCAGUUCACUGAUCCCAAGAUGGAGAGGCUCCUAAAAUGAGACAUUAGUGGAAAGUCUGAGGAGAAAAGUACAAGAAUUUUUGGCAGAAUAGCAGAGCUACAUUUCAGAAUUCAAGUGCUCUGUUUGGUGAAAAUGAGAGAAUCCUUUAUUGUGCCCUGUGCCACCUUGGACAGCCAGACAACUCUUCUAAUGUUGCAGAGGGUAACAGAACUGAUGGCUUAGACCGAAACAAAGAUCCUGCUCUAAUAUAAGAACACAGAAUCAAUGGCUUACAAAAUGUCAUCAAACCCUCAGCCACACCGAUGCUAUUGUACAAAAUACAGCUUUGUGAGAAGUGUUUACAUACUAAACUUCAAACUAUUCUGCAAAUGAAGUGUUAUUUAAUGAGGCUGUUUGUGUAAUAGAAUUUUAUUAAAUACAAUCAAGUUUUAAUGUACAAA
This is a messenger RNA of Prinia subflava (tawny-flanked prinia), 2445 nucleotides long. It is a transcript of the gene N4BP2L1, whose product is annotated as NEDD4 binding protein 2 like 1. NCBI's taxonomy places the organism in Eukaryota, Metazoa, Chordata, Aves, Passeriformes, Cisticolidae. The coding region runs from base 524 to 1366 and encodes 280 amino acids. The transcript has 5 exons. The record is from RefSeq and is a predicted model, not a curated record.